This is a messenger RNA of Gossypium raimondii (Peruvian cotton), 4079 nucleotides long. Its product is annotated as protein MEI2-like 1. Lineage: Eukaryota; Viridiplantae; Streptophyta; Magnoliopsida; Malvales; Malvaceae. Gene Ontology annotation, molecular function: RNA binding. Bases 639 to 3539 code for a protein of 966 amino acids. The record is from RefSeq and is a predicted model, not a curated record. The transcript has 15 exons.
GCCAACUAACAAAGCAAAACACUUUUUUUUUUAUCCCGUUUAAUUAAUUAAUUAUAUAUAUUUCUCUCUAAAAUCCAAAAAUCUAAACUUGUUUCUCUCCCUGUUUUCUCUUUUUAAAAGAAAAACUCAGCGACCGGCGAGAAUCCAAAUCUCGCCGGAAUUUCGCUUUUUCUGAUCGUCAGAAUUUUGUAUUUGUUCCUUUUUUUUCAAAGCUGCCGAGAGAAUUGAAUUUCAUUUUUUUUUUCAAAUUGAUGUUAAAUGGUUAUGUAAUUAUGGUUUUGUAGAAGAAAACAAAAAACCAACAAAAAAAAAGGGAAAAGUAUUCUCUCUCUCUUGUGGUGAGUAAUGGCUUGCAAUGCAGGGAAAAAGAUGAUGAGAUCCCUUGCUUUGUCUUCUUCCUCUAUGCCUUGAUUUUUUUUACCCUUUUAUCUCUCUCGGAAUUGGUCUUUUUUAAAAAAAAAAAUAUUUGAAUGAGUGUUGCUUUCGACCGGGGUAUCAAUUCAUGAAACGGCUUGCAGAAAUUUGAACAAAUUUUGUUUUGGCUUCAAAAGGGCCAUCAAGUCAGGCGGAGUUGCAACCGGCAAAUGUUGGACUUUUAGCUUUCAGUUUUUCAGAUUGUCUGGUGUUAAAACUGAAAAAUGCCAUUCGAGGUCAUGGAUCAAAGUAAUGCAUCGGCAUCGGCAUCGGCAUCAUCCCGCUUUUUAGAAGACAUUCUUCUCCCAGUUGAGAGACAAGUUGGAUUUUGGAAGCCGAAUACAAUGUCUGAUAAUCAAGACAAGAUUGUUGGUCCAUCUCCGAUGGAAAAACUGUCUACUGACUAUAUGGAACAACCCCCAUCAAAUUUGGCCAGAGAUCAAGAAGAAAAGUUAAGCAUUGGUUGGAAGGAAAUUACCAAUUUGUCUGAGCAUUCAUGGAAUUCUGUGAAUCACCAUCCUAAAUCAAUGUCAAAUCUGUAUACAAAACCAGCAGAGAAAUUGAAUAGAAACAGGACCUAUGGCAAUGUGAUCCAGCAUGAAAGUAGCCUGUUUUCAAGUUCAUUCUCUGAAGUAUUUAAUAGAAAGUUGAGAUUAUUAGGGAAUGAUCUAUCUUGUCAACAUGCUAGUUCAGCUGCUCCACACGUUGAGGAAGAACCUUUCAAAUCUAUGGAAGAAGUUGAGGCACAGACUAUCGGAAAUCUCCUUCCUGAUGAAGAUGAUCUAUUAUCUGGGGUGAUUGAUGACUUGGGACUUAAUACUCUAGACAGUAAAGGAGAUGAAUUAGAAGACUUUGACCUAUUCAGCAGUGGUGGAGGAAUGGAACUAGAAGGGGAUGAUCGUGUAUCCAUGGUUCCGAGGAAUUCUGAUCUUGUUAGAGUAUUCAACAUUCAAGGGGGUUCAAAUGGCUUAAUUGUUGGUGAACAUCCAUAUGGUGAACAUCCUUCUAGGACACUUUUUGUUAGGAACAUUAAUAGCAAUGUCGAAGACUCAGAGUUAAAGACUCUCUUUGAGCAAUAUGGAGAUAUUCGAACUCUCUAUACUGCCUGCAAGCAUCGUGGGUUUGUUAUGAUUUCUUAUUAUGAUAUAAGAGCAGCCCAAAAUGCAAUGAGGGCUCUGCAGAAUAAAUCAUUGAGGCGUAGGAAACUUGAUAUACAUUAUUCAAUUCCAAAGGAAAACCAAUCUGAAAAAGAUGUGAACCAUGGGGCGCUGGUGGUUUUCAACCUUGAUUCUUCUGUUUCAUCCGAUAAACUUCAACAAAUAUUUGGUGCUUUUGGAGAAAUUAAAGAAAUCCAUGAAACUCCGCAGAAGCAUAAUCCCAAAUUCAUUGAGUUUUAUGAUGUUAGAGCUGCAGAAGCUGCUUUUCAAGCACUGAAUAGCAGUGACAUUGCUGGGAAGCAGAUCAAAAUUGAACCAAGCCAUCUAUGGGGCAUUGGAUGCUUUACGCAACAGUCUGAGUCAGAGCAAGAUGAACCUAACCUAUGCAAAAGCCCUUUUGAUGAGUUAUCAUCGGGAAAAUGUGUUUCUCCAGGAUUGACUGCAUCUGGCUGCAUGGAUAAUGGGUCUACUCAGGUUGUUGCACCUGUGAGUACAUUUGCUGAAACUCAUCGAAGUUCUAGUGUUCCGAUUAACUUAGCCUCUCCAGCAAGAGUGUCACCGAUAGGAAAACCCUUAAGCUUUCGGGAGCCCGACCACUCUCUAGAUGAAAUGAAGUUUGCUAACCAAGGUGUACCAAGUUUCCAUCCCCAUUCUUUACCUGAGUAUCAUGAUAGCUUAGCCAAUGGUAUUCCAUUCAACUCCUCUAGUACCAUAAUAGACAUGGCUAGCAGCAGCAGUCCCAUGAUGGCUGAAGGACUUGAUAAUAGGCAUAUUCGAGGAGCAAGGUCAAAUGGGCACCUAAUGCAACCUAAUGCAGGGGUGUUCGGGUCAUCUGGAAAUGGAAGCUUGUCACGUAAUGGAAACCAUUACAUGUGGAACAACUCCAACUCGCACCAGCAAGAUCUGCCAACUGCCAUGGUUUGGCCAAAUUCACCAUCGUUUGUUAAUGGCAUUCAUGCUAAUCGCCUUCCACAUAUCCCUGCAUUUCCUAGGGCUCCUUCUGUAAUGUUGAAUGUAGGAUCACCUGUACACCACCACAUUGGCUCAGCACCACCAGUUAAUUCUGCAUUCUGGGACAAGCGGCAUCCUUAUAUCGGGGAGUCUCCUGAAACUUCAGGUUUUCCCCUUGGAUCUCUUGGAAGCGUGGGCUUUCCUAGUAGCUCGCUAUCACAUCCGGUGGAAUAUGCUUCCCACAACAUUUUUUCUCAUGUUGGUGGAAAUUGCAUGGAUUUGACAAAAACUGGUGGGGUACACUCUCCUCAGCAGAUGUGCCACCUUUUCCCUUGCAGGAACCCUAUGAUGCCCGCAUCUCUUGAUUCUCCUAAUGAUCGUGUCAGAAACUUUUCAUACCGCAGAAAUGAAUCAAAUUCUAGUAAUGCUGAUAAAAAACAAUAUGAACUUGAUAUUGACCGAAUCAUACGCGGGGAAGACAGCAGAACAACGCUUAUGAUUAAAAAUAUACCCAACAAGUAUACCUCAAAGAUGCUUCUGGCAGCCAUUGAUGAGCACUGUCGAGGAACUUAUGAUUUUAUUUAUUUGCCAAUUGACUUCAAGAAUAAAUGCAAUGUAGGCUAUGCUUUCAUCAACAUGAUUGACCCGCAACAUAUUGUUCCCUUCUAUAAGGCAUUCAAUGGCAACAAAUGGGAGAAGUUCAACAGUGAAAAGGUUGCGUCUAUUGCAUUUGCUAGGAUCCAGGGAAAGGCUGCUCUUAUUACUCAUUUCCAGAAUUCGAGCUUGAUGAAUGAAGAUAAACGAUGUCGCCCUAUUCUUUUUCACACUAAUGGCCCAAAUGCUGGUGAUCAGGAGCCAUUUCCUAUGGGUACCAAUAUUCGACCAAGACCAAGGAGACCUCGAACAACUAGCAAUGAAGAGAGCCACCGCCAAGGUAGUUCUUCAACUUUAGCUAACACAGAGGAAUUUCCCAAUGGGGUCGACUCAUUGUUGGUUUCUUCCAAAGAUUCUGAUUGAGCACUCCACUUAUCCAUCUCUAACUGCAGAGUACUAGAACUUUUGUAGACAAUACUCUGUAUUUGAUGGUGGACUGAUGACUCUUUUUUGGCUAUAGAGAAUCAGUUUCAGAAAGCAAGAUGCAUAACCAAAACUAAACUUGAAAAUUUUUGUUUUUUUAUCAAAGCCCAUAGGCCAUUAUGAGUAUAAAGCUGGCGUAAUGAGGGCUUCAAAUUUUGGAUAGUCUUAUGACCGAAGGGUAUCAUGUUGUAUAGAAGUACCAGGGCUUAUGCACCAACUUUAGGGAAUCCUUUGUUGUUUCAGUUUUGUACCUGAAUUAUGUGAAUCUCAUUUUUUUAACCCCGGGGGUUCUCAAAUCCGUAUAAUACCUGGUUUUGGUCUAUUUGGGGUGUAAUUGCUUACAGAGAAAGAGAGAGAGAGAGAGAGAGAGAGAGAGAGAGAGAGAGAGCAAGAAACAGCAUAUCUAAGUUUUCUAGUUGUGGAAUUUUGAAGCUAUUUGUUUACCUUUAAUGGAAAUGUAUUCUUGUUCUGUUUUUGGUC